CCCAUACUGUCGUCUCUUCUUCUCCCUCACGUCUCGGACCCGUCUCCCUCACAGCUUCUCUUUUGCGCCCCACCUCUCCUUUCUCUCACCGGCGUGGACGCGCAGGACUACACGAACGCGCCACCGGAUAACCCCGCGGCCCACCGCCGGAAUACAGCUCCGUCGCUGUACCUCGCAAAGACGCCGCGUCUGCACCAUAGGCUCGAGGCUUAACCCUACCCCCCGCCCCCUACACCCGGAGGAGGCCGCGACGGCGGCGGCGGCGCGAUGCUGUUCCAGGUGGGAGGACAGGGCGCACGGCCCACCUUCUUCGAGAUGUCCGCGGCGCAGCAGCUCCCGACCAGCCUCCGCGCGGCGCUCUCCUACUCGCUCGGGGUUUUUGCACUAAGGAGGCCAUUCUUGCAUAAAGUUUUAGAUUAUGAAGACGAAUUCUUUGCUUUGUUAAUGUCUGUUCUUGAGUCCCAUAGUCUACGAACAACAGAUGGUUCCUUUUCAGAGUCGUUAUAUGGUCUCAGGCGGAGACCUGUUAACGUUUCAGUGAACAGAAGUAAUCCUGGUGCAGAAUCUAAUGUCAAAGCCUAUGACUCUGCACUAAGGAAGCGUCAGAAAACUCUCUCUGUUGUAUUUUUGGUUGUUUUACCAUAUUUCAAGUCAAAGUUGCAGUCCGUAUAUAACAAAGAAAGAGAAGCAAGAUUGCAGGCAAGCCUAUGGGAUCAGGGUGAGGUUAGAUUCGAUGAAGCUGGCUUUGUAUCAGAUCAACAAGGGGAGACUUCUCAAGCACAAGUUGAGACUACAGCUGGAGAAGUGUCACAUCUCACGCGCCUUAGGACCAAUUUUGCGGCAGUAAUAGGUGUUUGUUAUCCAUGGAUUCAUGCGACCCAUGAAGGCCUUUCGUUUGCUUACCAGUUGCUGUAUUUGUUGGAUGCUACUGCAUUUUACAGUCCAGGACUUCAUGUGCUUGGACUUCAUGUUUGUCGUGCUACUGGACAAGAGCUGAUGGAUUCAUCUUCUAGGAUAUCAAGAAUUAGAAGUCGUGAACUCGAGAGACUUCGUGGUCCUCCAUGGUUAAAGACUGUCCAAAGGGUGCUCCUUAAUUGCACGUACACAACACUAGAUUAUGCACAAACUGGUUUAAUUGCUGCGGUCUUCUUUUUCAAGAUGAUGGAGUGGUGGUAUCAAUCUGCCGAAGAAAGAAUGUCAGCUCCGACUGUAUACCCCCCACCUCCUCCGCCGCCGCUACCAAAGGUUGCUAAAGAUGGACUUCCCUUGCCAACUGACAGGACGCUGUGCCCCCUGUGCUGCCAAAAGCGCAACAACCCGUCUGUUCUUUCUGUUUCUGGUUUUGUGUUCUGCUACAGUUGCAUAUUCAAGUCUGUCUCUCAGCAUAAAAGAUGUCCUGUGACAUUGAUGCCUGCCACCGUUGAGCAAAUCAGGCGUCUCUUCCAUGAUUUAUAGCUCGAAUAGACACGGUUCAACUAAAGGAAGUAGCUUAUAUGGGCUUAAGGCAGCUAGGGACUCUGGGCCGAGAAGAAGCUUUUCCUGCAUUCCUGUUGAUGCAGAGGUCAGACCAGAGACAGUUUCUGCUUCCACGUGAUAUACAUGCAGCUUUUGUGCCAUUUUUGUUGUUUGUUGGAACUUCAACAGAGAUUUAGACCGUGUAAUAAUUCCUGCUAGGUGAUUAUUGAAUUGAUUUAGUAAAGGGGGUUUGAUUGAAUUGGUCCUUAUUCAUUUCCGGGCAGUUUGAAUUUGUGCAAAUGUCAUAUCUGCCUUCUAAUUUCUGUUAAAAGGGGCUUUUAAUUUGAUAUAGACGUGUGUCAAGUUCAAAUUUGACACAUAGUAGCUUUGAGUGUAAUCUGAAGGUUUAUUCAAAUUUAGUGAGUUUAAACACUUGGA
Messenger RNA from Hordeum vulgare subsp. vulgare (domesticated barley), 1893 nucleotides. RefSeq names its product peroxisome biogenesis protein 12. Gene Ontology annotation, molecular function: ubiquitin-protein transferase activity; protein binding; zinc ion binding. Lineage: Eukaryota; Viridiplantae; Streptophyta; Magnoliopsida; Poales; Poaceae. The coding region runs from base 268 to 1455 and encodes 395 amino acids. The record is from RefSeq and is a predicted model, not a curated record. The transcript has 10 exons. Gene Ontology annotation, cellular component: peroxisomal importomer complex; peroxisomal membrane. Gene Ontology annotation, biological process: protein monoubiquitination; protein import into peroxisome matrix.